AUGACCGAGGACGCCAACAAGCGCAAGCGCGAUGCGGAUGACCAAGGCCAGACCAAGCCUCUGCCUCCAAUCGUACCUCAAAAUCAGCAAGGCCACGGCACGGGCUUCAUCAACUAUCUCACUCGAAGUACCACGGAAAGGCUGUUCCUUCUCCCAAACGACCCGGAGCCAUUCUUCGAGAUCCUGCGUAUCAUUGGCAGCUAUGAAGGUGUUCUCGAGCGUCAGGAAAGUCUCGCCUUGUCUUUGGGCGCCAAACUCCAUGGCCCACGUCUGGCGCGUGGGUUUGAGAGCUUUUUCGACGGCCCCAUCAAGACAAACCCACCACAGCAGCCGUUCGGGUCGUCCGCCGUGACCUGGCACAAUGUGUACUCGUUCUCGCGAACCAACCCGGAAGAGUUCGUCUUGGCGACCUUGCCGGAUGGCACGCGGUGCUGCCAGUUUAACUGGAAGAAUGGCGUGCAAGUGGAAAUUUCUGAGGACGAUUGGAGACUCAUCAUGUCUGGCUUCCUCAGCAGGAUACCGCUGGAAGACCCACUCGAGGAGGACGAGGCGGCCGAGCUAGAGACCCUGGAUCUGCUGGAACAAAGAGCUUCGAUGCUGUGGAGGCGAGCCGACGACGUGGCCGCCCGGUCGAGGAUUCUGCACCACAAGCUGGGGCAGCGCAGGCAGGACAUUAUGAGGAGGCGACCGCAGGCCGACGAAGCCUCCUCGCGGUUCCAGUCCAUCAACCAGACGAGCCGACCACCCUCGAGAGGCCCCGCGCCGUAUGACUUGCGAGCUGAUCUGCUGCAACAAUUCCUCUCACCGCCGACACCCACCACGGCUUCGCGGUCCACCUCGGGCGCAGGGUUGAGUCAGGGCCUGUCCUCCCCGGCCCUGUCCAGCGCAGCGCCGCAGCGCGUGCCCGCUGCCACCCGGUCGCCCUCGACCAUUGCGGCCGAUGAGGUACCUGUCGAUACUCUCCGUCCUCUGAUCACCCAGAAAAUCGACAAACUGCACCGUGGCGACCCCAUCAGCCCGGCCUGCGAUCGCUGCCGACGACUCAAGCUACAGUGCCUGAAGCACCUCACCGCCUGUCAGGGUUGCACAAAGAAGCACGCAAAGUGCAGCUGGCGGCAGGUCACAGAGGACGAAAUCGCGCGACUGAAGAGUGACGUGGGGUUCGUGGAGGAGGGAGAAUCGUCCUGGCUGUUACAUUCUCCACCACCGGGUAGCAACAGCGUUGGCGCACCUGGCAUCGGGGUCAGCAGUAGGAUCGAGCUACCGCCCAUCAACAAGAUACGCGCAAGUCUACCACAUGGUCUGGGCUUGAGCAAGGAGGACAGUGGGGGAGCGCAGCCCCCGGGACCGUCGUUUGGGGAGCGAUUUGGGAGACCGAGGCCUCCCUCGAGGUGA
This is a messenger RNA of Emericellopsis cladophorae, 1395 nucleotides long. RefSeq lists its product as uncharacterized. NCBI's taxonomy places the organism in Eukaryota, Fungi, Ascomycota, Sordariomycetes, Hypocreales, Bionectriaceae. Gene Ontology annotation, biological process: regulation of DNA-templated transcription. The coding region runs from base 1 to 1395 and encodes 464 amino acids. Gene Ontology annotation, molecular function: zinc ion binding; DNA-binding transcription factor activity, RNA polymerase II-specific. The transcript has 3 exons. The record is from RefSeq and is a predicted model, not a curated record.